Messenger RNA from Fukomys damarensis (Damara mole-rat), 1631 nucleotides. RefSeq names its product 3-hydroxy-3-methylglutaryl-CoA synthase 2 (gene Hmgcs2). Gene Ontology annotation, cellular component: mitochondrion. Gene Ontology annotation, molecular function: hydroxymethylglutaryl-CoA synthase activity. The record is from RefSeq and is a predicted model, not a curated record. Gene Ontology annotation, biological process: acetyl-CoA metabolic process. NCBI's taxonomy places the organism in Eukaryota, Metazoa, Chordata, Mammalia, Rodentia, Bathyergidae. The transcript is spliced from 10 exons. Bases 63 to 1589 code for a protein of 508 amino acids.
GAAUCCCUAGGCAUCUCUCCCAAGGACUGUGAACUGCUGACUCUCCACUUGCUCCCCUGGAAAUGCAGCGGCUGUUGACUCCAGUGCGGCAGGUCCUGCAAGUCAAGAGGGUGAUUCAGGAAGCCUCCCUCGCGCCUGUGCGCCUGCUCCCAGCAGCCCACCAUCGGUGUUUUACAGUCUCUGCUGCCCCACUGGCCAAAACAGAUACGUGGCCAAAAGAUGUGGGCAUCCUUGAGCUGGAGGUCUACUUCCCAGCCCAAUAUGUGGACCAAACUGACCUGGAGAAGUACAACAAGGUGGAAGCAGGGAAAUAUACAGUGGGCUUGGGUCAGACCCAAAUGGGCUUCUGCUCAGUCCAGGAGGACAUCAACUCCCUGUGCCUGACUGUAGUGCAACGGCUGAUGGAGCGCACAAAGCUCCCGUGGGAUUCUGUGGGUCGACUGGAAGUGGGCACCGAGACCAUCAUCGACAAGUCUAAGGCUGUCAAGACGGUGCUCAUGGAACUCUUCCAGGAGUCAGGCAACACUGACAUUGAAGGCAUAGACACCACCAAUGCAUGCUAUGGUGGCACUGCUUCCCUCUUCAACGCUGCCAACUGGAUGGAGUCCAGCUACUGGGAUGGUCGCUAUGCGCUGGUGGUCUGUGGAGACAUCGCAGUGUACCCCACUGGUAACGCGCGACCUACAGGUGGCGCUGGAGCUGUGGCCAUGCUGAUUGGGCCUAACGCCCCUCUAGCCCUGGAGCAAGGACUCAGGGGAACCCACAUGGAAAAUGCCUAUGACUUCUACAAACCGAAUUUGGCCUCAGAGUACCCGUUGGUGGAUGGCAAGCUCUCCAUCCAGUGUUACUUCCGGGCCUUGGACAGAUGCUAUGCAUCCUACCGCCGAAAAAUCCAGAAUCAGUGGAAACAAGAUGGCAUUGACCGGCCUUUCACCCUCGACGAUAUACAGUAUAUGAUCUUUCACACACCCUUCUGCAAGAUGGUCCAGAAAUCUCUGGCUCGUCUGAUGCUCAGUGACUUCCUGUCAUCCAGCAAUGCCACACAGAACUCCUCAUAUAAGGGACUGGAGGCCUUCAGGAACCUAAAGCUGGAAGAAACCUACACCAACAAGGAUGUGGAUAAAGCCCUUCUGAAAGCCUCCCAGGACAUAUUCAACAAGAAGACCAAGGCCUCCCUCUAUCUCUCCACACACAACGGGAACAUGUACACCUCAUCCCUGUACGGCUGCCUGGCCUCACUGCUGGCACAUCACUCUGCUCAAGAAUUGGCUGGCUCCAGGAUUGGAGCCUUCUCCUACGGCUCUGGCUUAGCAGCGAGUUUGUUCUCAUUUCGAGUGUCACAGGAUGCUUCUCCCGACUCCCCACUGGAGAAGCUGGUGUCUAGUGCGUCAGACCUGCCAGAACGUCUGGCCUCCAGGAAGCGUAUGUCUCCUGAAGAAUUCACAGAAGUGAUGAACCAAAGAGAGCAGUUCUACCACAAAGCAAAUUUCUCACCACCUGGUGACACAAACAACCUUUUCCCGGGUACUUGGUACCUCGAGCGAGUGGACGAGAUGCAUCGCCGGAAGUAUGCCCGGUGUCCCAUCUAAAAGUGGUCCAUAGAACAGUUCCUGUAGAGAACCACUAGCAAA